Messenger RNA from Carassius carassius (crucian carp), 1887 nucleotides. RefSeq names its product RING finger protein 207-like. Gene Ontology annotation, biological process: regulation of cardiac muscle contraction; regulation of heart looping. The record is from RefSeq and is a predicted model, not a curated record. Gene Ontology annotation, cellular component: perinuclear region of cytoplasm. The transcript has 16 exons. Gene Ontology annotation, molecular function: Hsp70 protein binding; transmembrane transporter binding; zinc ion binding. Lineage: Eukaryota; Metazoa; Chordata; Actinopteri; Cypriniformes; Cyprinidae. Bases 19 to 1593 code for a protein of 524 amino acids.
AGAUACCCCUCAGUCGUGAUGGGGACAAAUGCACUUCCCCCAGAGGACCGUUUGCUCAAGUUCCUGGUGGAUAAUUCGACAGACAGUGUAGUACAAUGUGCUAACUGUGAUGUAGAGUGCAAAGCACAGGAAGCUGGGGCCAUGUAUUACUGUAACACCUGCAGCCAGCCACUGUGUGGACAGUGCAGAGAGCUCACACACAAAGCCAGGAUGUUUUCCCAGCACGAUAUUGUGUCCCUGGCCAAACGCACCAAAGAGGGCCACCGCAAGUGCUCACUCCAUGAAGAGUUGUACAUCAUGUUUUCGACAGAGAAAAAGUCCAUGCUGUGCACCAAUUGUUUCAGAGACAUGCAAAUUGAGAAUCGCACCCACUGCAUUGACAUUGAGACUGCAUAUGGGCAGGGAUGUGAAAUUCUGGAUCAAGCUGUUCUGGCAGUGAAGGAGCUGCAGACGUCAGCGCGAGAGGCCAUCGUAUUGCUGAAGGCCAUGCUGGGUGAAGUGCGGACAAGCGCUGAGGAGGAGGAAAGUGCUAUCUGUACUCUGUUCAACAGUAUGCAGGAAAAACUCACAGAGAGGAAAAAGGCCAUGUUAAAUGCAGCUGAAAGUCAACAUGAAGAGAAGGAGAAGGAACUAAAGGACCAGCUUUCUCACUUGGCCACCCUAUUGCCCACCCUUCAGGUGCACCUGGUCAACUGCUCCGCUUUUCUCAGCUCAGCCAAUAAAUAUGAGUUCUUAGAUAUGGGUUAUCAGUUGAUGGAGAGACUGUGUGGCAUUGUAAAGCUUCCUCACAAGCUUCGUCCUGUCCAGAGAAGUAAGAUAAACACAGACUACCAUGCUGAGUUUGCCCGCUGUCUGGAGCCUCUUCUGUUGUUGGGCCAGCGGAGGCCUGGCUCUGUAACUGCAGGAAUUACCCUGAAGGGUCUGAUGCUGUCCCCUCUCUCUAUGUCGUGCCUGUCCCCUUUUUUCGGUGAAAUGCCUUUUGGCCGCCGGCCCACCUUUCACCGAAACAUUUGCACCAAGUUGCUUCUGGCUGAGGGCACAGAGUCACCCUUCACUGAGCACUGCCGCAACUUUGAGAAGAGCUACAGGGUUCUUCAGUCAGAAGUCCAGAGGCUGAAGGACGAGGUUCAAGAGAUGCACAGAGACCUAACAAAACAUCACUCUCUCAUCAACACGGACACUAUGGAUGAGAUCCUGGAAAGGUCUGUACUCAUUGACAAACAGAUCACGUCUCAAUACUCUGCAGUGCAGACCCAGAGGGCCAUAUUUGAGGAGAUAUGGGAUGUGACCUUUCAAAGAGUAACCAAAGAGCAAGAGAUCUACGAAGCACAGCUCCAUGACCUUCUGCAGCUGAAGCAAGAAAAUUCCUACUUGACAACCAUUGCAAGACAAAUUGGACCCUACAUCUUAUCCAUAGCAAAAGUAAAAGAGCGUCUGGAACCCAGGUUUCAUAAGACAGAGAAUGACUGCAUGGACACUGUAGUGAAAAUAUGUGAGGACAGUGCAAUGACUGCUGAACAAAACAGGUUAGCAUUUGAUGUCACUAUAAAACAGCUCAAAGUGCAUAUAUUAAAACAUUAUAAGACAGAAUGACAAACCAUUUCUUUCUCCAGCUGCAAUGAGAAGAGUCGCUCAGCAGGAUACGAUUGGGACCCUGGCACAGACAACUCUCUUAUCCUGGCGCCUGUAGAAACGCUACUAAAGAGCAAUGACUUGUGCUGGCAAGGAAAGCAGAUAAAUAUUUCAAAGUCCUCUUGCGGCAAAGAGCUGCCACUAUAGAGCUCCAUGAACACUGACCACAAAUGUGGCAUGUGCUUUCAAGCAUGUGCUAGAUGUCAACACAUGAAACUGAAAAAUAAGAAGGAGAUGAAUGGAAUAUUGAUAACA